AUGCAGGUUCUGCGCGUGUUGAAUCUGUCAGGGAACAGGAUCGAGGGCGUUGGGCGUCACUACUCGGAUGCUCGCAAACAGAUAGGACUCUUCCGAUGUGAAAGCAUAGACCUGUCUUCCAAUCAACUGCAAGACUGGCCGACAUUCUUAUCCAACCUUCCUAAACUUCAUUCCCUCGUUCUUUCUGCAAAUCCACUAGGAACACCCAGCGAGGGUGGUUUAGCAAAGUUCACAUCUUUGACAGAGCUAGGUCUAGGAGCUGGUCUCACAUCGGAAGCGGUUCUGUCUUGCCUUCGAAGUUGUCCAGCUCUGGAGUCCUUGACUCUGGAGAACAACGGGAUAGGAAGAGCAGAAUGGAUGGAGAGUCCUGCUAAAUCAGCAACGCCCUGCCUUCUGGGAGGUGAUGAUGUCGACCCGGCCCAUCGGUCGACGGGAGCAGAGGCAAAGGACAGGGAUCUCACAAGAAGUGCUGACCGCCCUGAACCUGUUGACCCCAACAUCGUCUUGUCUUGGAAGGCUAUCGGCUCCAUGUACUGGGUGAAGACGCUGAAUCUCAGCCGCAAUCAGCUCAACUGCGUGCCCAAACUUUUCUCGAGGUUCACUAACUUGGAAAGUUUGAACCUCAGCAACAAUGUAAUCAACCGUGUCCCCGAGCUGGAGUUGCCAGCAUUGAAGAAGAUCGACCUCUCGCACAACCUGAUCAGUGAUGUAAACUUCACCCUGAAGAAGUUGGACGGCAUUGACAAGCACUUUCACGGCAUCCAGGACCUCAACAUAAGCUGGAACAAACUUGUAUCAUUGCCUCGUUUUGAAAUGCAAGAUGAAGGGAGUUGCUCUCAGACCUUUCGUUUCGAGCUUGCUCUAGCUCAGGAUUAA
This is a messenger RNA of Guillardia theta CCMP2712, 876 nucleotides long. RefSeq lists its product as hypothetical. Lineage: Eukaryota; Cryptophyceae; Pyrenomonadales; Geminigeraceae. The coding region runs from base 1 to 876 and encodes 291 amino acids. The record is from RefSeq and is a predicted model, not a curated record. The transcript is spliced from 9 exons. Gene Ontology annotation, molecular function: protein binding.